AUGCCACCACGAAGUUUUGACACGCUUCUGAAACUGGUGGCUCCUCGAAUAAGGAAGGUCGAUACCAGGUUGCGCAAGGCGAUUCCACCGGAACGUCGCCUAGCUCUGGCAGUGAGAUUUCUGGCAGCAGGAGAGACUAUUCGGACGUCGUCGUUCAACUUCUUGGCGGGGCGCUCUACUGCUUGCGGCAUUGUGUCGGAUGUGUGCCAAGCGAUAUGGGAAGUCCUUGGUCCCUUGUACGUGAUGUACCCGUCGUCCGCAGCCGAGUGGCUCAAGGUUGCAAACGAAUUUGAGCUGAGGUGGAAUAUGCCGCAUUGCAUAGGAGCCAUCGACGGGAAGCAUGUUGUGAUCGAGUGCCCAGCAAAUACAGGUUCUCAAAAGAGGAACUACAAAGGCAGUUUCAGCCACUCACUACUAGCUAUAGGUGAUGCUAAUUACAAGUUUCUCUAUGUCGAAGUUGGCCAUUACGGCAGUGAAUCUGAUGGUGGUGUUUUCGGGCGUAGCAAGCUGCUAGAGUUGAUCGAAGCCAGUAAAAUGGGAAUUCCUAGAGACUCCGAGAUAGGCAACAUUGGUGCCAUGCCAUAUUUUUUCGUGGGCGAUGAAGCGUUUCCUUUGAAAACCUUUAUGAUGAGGCCUUAUUCUCGGAAAUGUAAGUCACUAAAAUCUUUUUCGAAGCCAUUCGUGCUUUGCGUUCUUGUAGUGCCAUUGCCAUUUUUGUUUGCUAGCUUUAUUUAUGCCAGGUUUAUGUUGUGCAAUGCAGCCCUUCCAUCCUUGUUCAGUGACACAUCUGAUGAUCAUCAGGCUUUUGAAGAGCGGCACAAGAAAAUAAUUUUUAACUAUCGACUCAGCCGAGCACGAAGAGUUGUUGAAAAUGCCUUUGGCAUUAUGGCUCAAAGGUGGCGCAUCCUUCGACGGCCUUUUAAAGCAAAGGAAGAAAACAUUCGUAAAUUGUGUCUGCUUGUGUAA
Molecule: messenger RNA, 966 nt
Organism: Rhipicephalus sanguineus (brown dog tick)
Lineage: Eukaryota; Metazoa; Arthropoda; Arachnida; Ixodida; Ixodidae
Exons: 4
Coding region: 1-966 (321 amino acids)
Source: RefSeq, a predicted model, not a curated record